AACAGAAAUUUCGUCCCUGAAACAGACAUUUCAAAGUAGAAUAUACUGGCUGUAGCAUUGUUUUCGAAGAUCCGAUGACGCUGUGUAGCAGGCCGCACGCGCGUAUCAGGAACCUACUCUGACAGAUUUUUGUGGAUCAAGGUCGUCGAUUUCUCCUCAGUCACACCGAAAUACGGGAUUGCCCUCUCCCGUCCCCCUUACCCCCGUUCUCAGAAAGCAUGGCUCAGGAGACAAAUCAGACACAGGUGCCGAUGCUUUGCACAAUGGGAUGUGGUUUCUAUGGUAACCCACGCACUAAUGGAAUGUGCUCUGUCUGCUACAAGGAACAUCUGCAGAGACAACAAGGAGGGGGGCGAAGCAGCCCCCCAGGUGAGAAAGCUGCCACAUCACCUGUAGGUUCCUCAGGUGCCUCUGCAGUGAUGGUGGAGUCUGUCCCUGUUCCCACCUCGGAAGAUGUCACCCCAUCGGAAGAACGUAUGUCUAGUUCACCCAGCCCUGUAACCCAACAAAUGACUGCUAUGAGUAUCUCCCAGGACAUUGGAACCCAUGAUUCCGAUAAAGCAGAAGGGGAUGAAGAAGAAGAGGAGGGCUCGUCUAAAAGCACAGGGCCAGUAGGGGAGGCUGCUCAGGCUUCUUCAGAUGGAGAUCAGACUCCUGACAAGAACAAAAAGAAGAAUCGAUGCUUCACUUGUAGGAAAAAAGUUGGCUUCACAGGCUUUGACUGUCGCUGUGGUAACCUGUUUUGUGCUAUCCACCGUUACUCUGACAAACAUGACUGUCCCUACGACUACAGAGGAGCUGCUGCGGCUCGCAUCCGCAAGGAGAACCCCAUAGUGGUAGCUGAGAAGAUUCAGAAGUUAUGAGAACUGACGGCUUAGAGAGCUAAAUUCUUUGACCUUCAAAUUUUGGAACCAUGGCUCUGAAUAACACCGUUCUAAAAAUGGGUUCAUUUCUUCAUUGUAGGAUAGGGUGGGUGAGGUCAGUGGGUAUUGUCCCUGCUUGGCCACUCCCUAAACCAUCAUCUCCCUGUCUCUCCUGGAAGGACAGUGUAAAGUGUGUGUUUGAAUGUGUGACACAUGAUGAGAAAUGUUAUGUGUGGUUUUUCUUUUCUGGAGAGCCAGGGAGAAGUGGGAUUGGUUGUCUGGUGUGCAUCCAUAUGAAUUGGGGGGGGGGGGGCCUUUAAUUUUUACCCUGGCAUUGAUUUUGUUAGGAUAAUAACAUUAUUUUUUUAUUGAAGCCUUGGGAUGUGGGUUCAUGAGUCUGGAGAGUUCAGACUUUGAUACGGGGUGGGAAUUUCCUUGAUAUUGCAAAUUGAUGCUGAAGAAUAUAGAUUUUAAUGACUACUCCCACAUUUACCCAUGUAAAAUUUUCCUUUUCUGUGUGUUUUUCUUUAUUCUGGUUAAAACCCCUGACAUGUCAAAUCCCAGCCUGUGCAUUUACAACAUAUUUCUCUUUUAUAUAUUGACUUAUCAUGAUAAUGUUGGGUGCAUGAAUAGUUAUUGGAUGUGUUUUAAAAGGGGAGUUGGGUGGGGUGGGGUGGGGGUGUAGCCAGAGCCUUGACAUAAGCGAGUGACUGAGUUUAUUUUCUUCUUUCCUUUAAUGUUUUAAUGAGUGUAUGGCAUCAGAAGAUCUAUAUUAAUAUAUUGUACGUAGCUUGAAUUGUGUGAUUGCAUUCUAUUUAUUUUUGUAUUAUCAUUUGGUUGGUUGGGACUGGAGGACUGGAAGCAGAGUAGAGUCUUGUUUGUGUCUUCAAAACAAAUGGGCAAGAUUGGGAUGAAAAAUGAUCCGUCAAUUCAGAAUCCAAUCACAACAAAAGGAACCAGUUCAGUAUCAUCACACAAGUUUAACAGCAUAGAAUCUUUAGAGCUGUGUGGAACCGAGCAGGCCUGUUAUUGCUAAUGCACGCCUGUGCACGCAGCGAUUAACUCGUUUGACCUUCGGAGUCACAGAGCUUUUAGAAGCGAGGUAUUUGUUAUAAACCACCAGCAGACCAAUGAAUGAUAGCUAACAGAACUGGUUUGUAAUUUAUUACAUAACAAUUUGACAUUUUCUGAGAUGUGUAUUUCCUCAAUAACGAAUGAAUUCUGCUAUGAUUGAUGAUUUCAUAGUGGAAGAUGCAUUCACUUCCCCAAACAGACAAGCCUGGCAUGUUUGCACAGAUAUUAGGUCAAAUGCAAAGUUUGCUACAGCAACAUUCUAGAUUGCAACUUUGAACUGAACAAGAAUGUAAAAAUGCAAUGUCAUUCCAUUGUUACAAUGCAUUGACGAAUGUACCCUGGCUCACUGAUAUCCAAAUUAACAGGUUUCAACUGUGUUUGCUAAUGUAAAUACCACGUGGCAACCAAUCAUGUUGAAUUUUUCUUAAUAGAAUGUUGCAAGGUUCUGAGAAGAGGGGGAAAGAUUCAGCAGAAAGUUUGUUUUGUGUGUAUGUAGUGUUUAUUAACCCAUAUGUAUGAAGAAAUGUGCAGCGCUGAGUUUCCUGCGAUGCUUUGAGUGAGGCCUGUGUCUUUGUGCUUGCUGUUUGUGUGUUUUAAUAUUUUUUGGUAAAAGAGCUGAAACUAUCAUGUGGGACAUUUUGUAUUUGUCUUUAACAUUGUCUUGCAAGGUAGCCCAAAAAAGUAUCUUGAAGUGUACGUUUUUGCAUGAUUCAUAAACGAUAACCUAACUUAAAUGAACAGGAACAUCACUUUCUAUGUGGCUCUUAUCCUGAAAGCAGCUAGGUGGAUGUAACCAAUUUUAUAGAAAUCUGCCAACACUGGCACCAAACUAAUACCUUACAGUGUGAUUUGAAGUUUUGGCCUUAGCUUAUUUAAUGACUUUGCUUCUUUAAGGAAAUGACCCGAGCUUUAAUUAGCACCCUCUUUGUUUUGAGCAUUAUCCUCAGUGGUGCUGACAGUUCAAGAGAGCCUUUGUGAAAGCAGCUCUCUGAAAGUGGCUCAAAGAGCUGGCAUGCACACACACCAUUGUUGGCUGAGCCUGAUAUAAGCCUUUUAAUGAGGGUUUGGAACUCUUUGUAUGUCCUACUCCUCUCCCACUACAUACAAGUCUUUGCAGUCAGACUGUACAAAAAGCUCCUUUUGGUAUUUUGAUACAGACAAGGUGAAAGGCAUUGUCAAUGUAUGUGAAUGUUGGGCUGAAGUUCUGAUGCCACUGCUUGAAACGGAGUACACAAAUACAAACGGUGUGAAUGUAGCCAACUAUUUGGUAAUGUUUAUCAUGUUUAUCAAUAUUAAGCUCCAGUGCAGUGAAAGCCAGUUGGGUCACAGUUCCUCACCUCCUAAUGUUGCCUUCAGUGUCUUUUCAAAUCGCUGGCACUAUGUCAAUCUAAUGCAGUAUCCCUUCUACAAUAGCAAUGAUUCACAGGCAUUAUUGCCUUUUAAAGAGAAAAAUAGAAGGGCAAAUUCUAAAUAAUACAGUGAUAAUGAAGGUUUUUAGGUUUUAUUCACUUUAAGCAGUUCAUUAGAACAUUCAGAUGGGUGAUGCGAGUUUCAGCUCAGGCAUAUUGAGCAGUAUGUUAACCAGCAUUCAUGGGUAAUUAACCAGCAUGCCCAGUCCCCCAGAGACACAACCAGAUACCUUUUUUCUUUUGAAAUUUAGGAUUGUAUGAUGUGUACGAGUAAGUAUAAAACCAAUAAAAUCAAAGUUUAUUUUAAAUUUACAAAA
Molecule: messenger RNA, 3663 nt
Organism: Xyrauchen texanus (razorback sucker)
Lineage: Eukaryota; Metazoa; Chordata; Actinopteri; Cypriniformes; Catostomidae
Product: AN1-type zinc finger protein 5-like
Exons: 7
Coding region: 219-863 (214 amino acids)
Molecular function (GO): DNA binding; zinc ion binding
Source: RefSeq, a predicted model, not a curated record